Molecule: messenger RNA, 666 nt
Organism: Anisakis simplex (herring worm)
Lineage: Eukaryota; Metazoa; Nematoda; Chromadorea; Rhabditida; Anisakidae
Source: the annotation of a GenBank genome assembly
CGUCUUGAAACGAAUUUACGUGAACUUCGAAAGGCUGCUGGAGGAUCAGCAGAGGAAUCUGAGCAAUUAGGCUCUACAAUUGGGCUCGAGCAGAGAUCAUCGAGACGACGUGCUAAACGUCAAGUGAUCUUAUCACCGAUAGUGCUAGCAUCGUUCAUAAACGAUCCAGCCGGAGCAUCACAACCGAUCAUACUCUCUCCGGUUGUACUCACUGCCUUCGUCAAUUCACCUUCAAUUUUUGGUACUUUUAUACUCAGUCCUACCAUAUUCACUGCAAUCAUCACAUCACCGAAAAUAUUCGCUCCAUUAAUUCUUUCGCCCAUAUUGGCCGUUCCCGUCAUUCUCUCUCCUCUUGCGUUCACUCCGUACAUUCUAUCACCAGGUGCGCUCAAUCCCGCUGUUCUUUCACCUUUAAUAUUCGAUCCGUUCAUUCUCAGUCCGCAAGCCUUAUCGCCGAUUGUUCUGUCUCCAUUAGCCUUCUCGCCGUUUAUAUUCAAUCCCAACUUUAUGUCUCCAAUAGUUCUAAGUCCGUUUAUAUUCACACCAUCAGUGUUUUCACCGGCUUACGUGACCGCAAUUGUUCUAUCGCCCUAUGCUUUCUCACCGUUGAUCAACUCUACUGGUAAAUACGUAAGUAUUGUUUUAUCACCAAGUGCAUUCAGUUGA